AUGAUUAUUCAACUUUUGCUAAAUGAAAAUGUGAUGACAGUUGAUGAUUCAUCUUACUUUUUGACACUUCAUAUUGCUAACAUAAAUAAGAUUGCUCUUCUUCUUGUCUUCGCCUUACUAGGAUAUACAAAUGCUUGCUUUGGUGGUGGAUAUGGAGAUCAAACACAAUGUUGUUGCUUGAAAUUACCACCGAUCUGUUUACCAAUACUAAAUCUAGGCGGUUGCUGUGGUGGUUGCUGUUGUCCAGGACAAGGAGGUGGCGGUGGUAUUGGUGGCGGGUAUGCUUUAUUAUAA
Loa loa (African eye worm) is the source of this 294-nucleotide messenger RNA. RefSeq lists its product as hypothetical. The record is from RefSeq and is a predicted model, not a curated record. The transcript has 2 exons. NCBI's taxonomy places the organism in Eukaryota, Metazoa, Nematoda, Chromadorea, Rhabditida, Onchocercidae. The coding region runs from base 1 to 294 and encodes 97 amino acids.